AUGGCCUCUAGCAUCCUCGAGACGGGGAGCACAAGGCUCAUUCGGGACACAGCUGUCAACCAGCUUGCCGACUGGCAAAAGCAACACCCCGAUGAGCUAUUCAAUCUCCUCUCACGGGUCAUCCCGUAUCUCCGCUUCAAAGACUGGGAGACGAGACAGACGGCAGCCAAAGCGAUUGGUAAAAUCCUAGAAAAUGCCCCUCUCUACGAUCCCAACGCGGGAGAUGCGCCGAAUGAGCCUAAAAAGGAAGAGACCUCACCCGAAAACGGCACAAUCAAGAAAGAGGAGGAUACUAGGGCGUCUUCCAUUCUUUCCGAUGACGACGUCUUCAGGUUCGAGACGCUUGAUGUCGACAACAUCCUCAAGUUCGGACGACCGCUCCUACGGGGUGGUGGCAUCGAGUACAAUCUUGCCUCCCUCGACCCUCAAGCCCGUCUAGCAUACCAGAAGAAAACGCUUCUGGGUCGGUUGGGCUUACUCGGGAGAAGAUUUGAGGAUGAAGAAAUCAUUGUAGGAGAUGGAGUCCCAAAGACACCACUUGAUGCACCUAAUGGCGGCGGCAUGAUCAAAUCCGAGAACCCACAGUCCCAGGGUCUACCGACGGAAGAGUCUCAACUGAGCUCGAGGCAGCUCAAUGUUUUGAAGCGUAAACGGAAGAAGGAGGCGAUGAAAGCGCAGGGGAAAGGCGGUUUCGGAGAUCUCUCAUUGCGACGAACGACGACUGCUGGAUCCGAAGGAUUCGGCGACGACUCUCCCAUGGAGCCUGACUCUAAGAAGAACGGAAAAGUGAACGACUACUUCAACCUCGAUCGUCCCGCCGACAUUGACGAAGACGCGAAAGUCGUCAGUGAAUUCAAAGGGCAGGUCAUGCCGAUCGGCUCCGAGCUCGAAGCUGAGGAGUCCCUAGAAGGCGCUGAGUGGCCAUUUGAGCGACUCUGCGACUUCCUCAAGGUCGAUCUCUUUGAUUCUGCGUGGGAAACGCGACACGGAGCCGCCAUGGGACUGCGAGAGGUCCUCCGAGUCCACGGCGGCGGCGCCGGCAGAGUUCGGGGCAAGUCAGUCGAGGAAAACAAUGAGCUCAAUCGCGUAUGGCUCAACGAUGUUGCCUGCAGACUCUGCUGCGUCCUGAUGCUGGACCGCUUUACCGACUACAGCUCUGACACGUCCGUUGCGCCAAUCAGAGAGACCAUUGGCCAGACUCUUGGUGCCGUCCUCAAGCAUGUGCCACCUAGCUCCGUCUACGACAUCUACAGAGUCCUGUACCGAAUGGUCAUGCAUGAAGAUUUUCAGCUUGACCAACCGAUUUGGGCCGUCUGUCAUGGCGGCAUGAUCGGGCUGAGAUACGUCGUUGCAGUCAGAAAGGACCUCUUGCUUCAGGACGGAGACAUAAUUGAUGGAGUCAUCAAGGCGGUAAUGAAGGGCCUGGCGGACCGUGACGACGACGUUCGCUCUGUCAGUGCGGCCACUUUGAUACCAAUGGCACAAGAAUUCGUCACGAUGCGGCCACAAGCCCUCGAUGGCCUCACCAACAUCGUGUGGGAGAGCCUGUCCAACCUGGGUGAUGAUUUGAGCGCCAGCACAGGCCGUAUCAUGGAUCUUCUCGCUACGCUCUGCAGCUUCCCCCAAGUUCUCGAAUCCAUGAAGACGUCUGCUGCCGAAGACGAAGAGCGAUCCUUCACUCUACUGGUUCCCCGCCUCUAUCCGUUUUUGCGACACACCAUCACUUCUGUCCGCCUUGCUGUACUGAAAGCUCUUUUGACUUUCGCGAACCUUGGUGAUGAGACAUCCCAGGGCUGGCUCAAUGGCAGAAUUCUCCGCCUCAUCUUCCAGAACGUCCUUGUUGAACGGGAUAAGGAAACGCUUGACAUGUCGUUGGAGCUGUGGGCUGCCUUGGUCCGCUCAUUGGCCAAGAAUCCCGCCGUCCUCGCCGACGAAUUCGCUCCUCACAUUGACCCCUUGAUGAAGCUGACUCUGCACCCGAUUGGCGUGUCCCGGCAUCCGAUCCCCAUGCACGCCGGCCUUUUCCAGAAGCCAUCGGGGGGCACCUACUCGGCCCCAGGCCCAGCACCGUCUGGUAGGCGACUUUCCUCGCCCGAGGGCGCUGAGAGGCCGGUGAAGCGCCGUCGGAAAUCCACCAAGGUCGAGGAGGUCACCCCGGCCAACUUGACGCACGACGUCGACGGCCACAUGAUGCAAGGCGACGUUGAUCUGGUUGGCCUAGACAUCCUGAUUCGGUCAAGAGUCUCGGCUGCCAAAGCCAUGGGCCUCAUCAUGUCUUUGGUGCCGUCAGCGAACCUCGAUGACUACGACGCCCUACUUGUUCCUGGCCUUACCUCCGCUUUCUCCUCUACGCAGCUGACCGCCUGUCUUGUCAUCGACGAGUUUGCGAGGAACUGCCAAAACGCCGAGGAUCCCGCCCGCUACCUGGAGCACCUGCAGCGGAUCGUAGAGUCAGAGCGGCCUUCGGCUUACAGGGACCUGGUGACAUUUGUCCAGAGAGCCAGGAGUCAAUGCCAACAGUUGCUUCACCUGUUCCGAGACCAUGGGAAGGUCUCUCAUAGCAAGUUGCCUACCCUUCCUGUCGUGGUUCAGGGUGAGGCCGAAGCCGGCCCCAGUGCCUUUUCUAUUGCCACCGCUGAAAAGUGUGUGGGCGAGGAUUUCGAAAGGUUGCGAAAGAUUAUGCCUCCCGGUCAAAAGUUGAUCGCUGGCCAGCAGCUGGAUGAGGCCCGGGAAGAUACAUUAUCGGCUAUCCGGGAGGCCAAGGCAUUCAAGGAGGCCCGCGACGUCCGGAUCAAGGCAGGCGCUGCUUGUGCCAUGGUCGCAAUGAAGCUGUUGCCGAAGAAGCCCAGCCCCCUCAUCAAGAGCAUUAUGGAUUCUAUCAAGACCGAAGAAAACCAUCUACUUCAGAGCCGCUCGGCGGAAACCAUUGCAAAGCUUGUGCAGCUCUUUACGGAGAAGGGAAGGCGUAAUCCCGCAGAAAAAGUGGUUGCCAACCUGGUCAAGUUCUCCUGCGUCGAGGUGGCAGAAACUCCCGAGUUCCCCGUCCACGCCAGCAAGACCAACUGCAUCCUCUCCAUGCAAAAGGAAGAGGAUCGUGUCGACCAUCCAGACGCCGCCAAGUGGGCAAGGGAAGCCAAGGCCGCUCGAAUCACUCGCAGGGGAGCCAAGGAAGCUCUGGAGAUACUGUCCAAGACUUACGGCGCAGCCUUGUUCGAGGCCGUGCCAAGCUUGCAGGGCUUCAUGCGGGAUGCCCUUGUCAAGGCCUUUUCAGGGGACCUGCCCGCGGAAGCUCGGGACCCUGAGCAGACGUUUGGCCAGGAGAUUGUCGACGCCUUGUCGCUCAUUCGGACGAUGACGCCCACCCUGCACAAGGACCUUCAUCCGUUUGUCAUGGAGAUGAUGCUUCUUGUCAUCAAGGCUCUGCAAUCCGAUCUCUCGGUUUUCCGCUACAUGGCCGCCAAGUGCCUGGCCACCAUCUGCAGUGUCAUCACGGUGGAGGGAAUGACGGCGCUCGUAGAAAAGGUCCUACCGUCAAUUUCCAACCCGCUUGACCUCAAGGUCCGCCAGGGAGUCAUCGAGGCCAUCUAUCAUCUCAUUGCCGUCAUGGGAGACGCGAUUCUUCCAUACGUCAUCUUCCUGAUUGUGCCCGUCCUUGGCCGAAUGAGCGAUUCUGACAAUGAGAUUCGUCUCAUCGCUACCACGUCUUUCGCCACGCUUGUCAAGCUGGUCCCUCUGGAGGCCGGCAUUCCCGACCCCCCCGGCUUGUCCGAAGAGCUGCUGAAGGGACGGGAUCGAGAACGGACGUUUAUUGCUCAGCUCCUCGAUCCAAAGAAGGUUGAGCCGUUCCAGAUCCCUGUGGCAAUCAAGGCGGAACUUCGAUCAUACCAGCAAGAAGGCGUUAACUGGCUGCAUUUUCUCAACAAGUACCACCUCCACGGCAUUCUCUGCGACGACAUGGGACUCGGAAAGACGCUGCAGACCAUCUGCAUCGUUGCUAGUGAUCAUCACCAACGACAAGAGGAGUUCGCCAAAACGCAGGCCCCCGACGUGAGACGGCUGCCAUCUCUAAUUGUAUGCCCCCCGACACUGUCGGGACACUGGCAGCAGGAGAUCAAAACUUAUGCUCCUUUCCUCAGCGUCACUGCAUACGUUGGGCCGCCAGCUGAGCGUAAAGCCAUGAAGGAUAAACUCGGCGAUACCGACAUCGUUAUUACAUCGUAUGACGUGACGAGGAACGACUCGGAUGUGCUCGAGAAACACAGCUGGAACUACGUUGUGCUGGACGAGGGUCACUUGAUCAAGAAUCCCAAGGCCAAGAUUACUCAGGCCGUGAAGAGACUGACAAGCAACCACCGACUUAUCCUCACGGGUACGCCGAUCCAGAACAAUGUGUUGGAGCUCUGGUCUUUAUUCGACUUCCUCAUGCCUGGAUUCCUCGGAGCCGAGAAGGUGUUCCUGGACCGAUUUGCGAAGCCCAUCGCGGCCAGCCGAUACAGCAAGGCAUCAUCAAAAGAGCAGGAGGCCGGAGCCCUGGCCAUCGAGGCGCUUCACAAACAGGUCCUCCCAUUCUUGCUCCGCCGUCUCAAGGAAGAAGUCCUCAACGACCUCCCGCCCAAGAUUUUGCAAAACUACUACUGCGACCUCAGCGACCUGCAGAAGAAGCUGUUUGAGGACUUCACCAAGAAGCAAGGCAAGAAAAUACAGGCUGAAGCUGGCAGGGACGACAAGGAGGCCAAACAGCACAUCUUCCAGGCUCUGCAAUACAUGAGAAAGCUGUGCAACUCGCCCGCCAUGGUUAUGAAGCAGGGAAGCGACGUCUACAACGAGACGCAGAAGAUUCUCCAGAAGCAGGGAACAAGCAUUGAGGAUCCUGUGCAUGCCCCCAAGCUCACUGCUCUCAAGGACCUCCUGAUUGAUUGCGGCAUCGGUGACGACAAGGACGACUCCAACGACCCGCUCUACCAGCCGAUCAAGCCGCACCGUGCCCUCAUCUUUUGCCAGAUGAAAGAAAUGUUGGACAUGGUUCAGAAUAAGGUGCUCAAGGAAAUGCUGCCAUCUGUUUCCUACCUGCGGCUGGACGGAUCGGUUGAAGCGAACAAGCGACAGGACAUUGUCAACAAGUUCAACAGCGACCCCUCGUACGACGUGCUUUUGUUGACCACCAGCGUCGGCGGUCUUGGCCUCAAUCUUACGGGUGCCGAUACUGUCAUCUUUGUAGAGCACGAUUGGAACCCGCAAAAGGACCUGCAGGCCAUGGACCGCGCCCACCGAAUCGGCCAGAAGAAGGUGGUCAACGUUUACCGUCUCAUCACUCGCGGCACGUUGGAGGAGAAGAUCCUCAGCCUUCAGCGGUUCAAGAUCGAUGUCGCGUCUACGGUAGUCAACCAACAGAACGCCGGCUUGGCGACAAUGGAUACCGACCAAAUACUCGACUUGUUCAACUUGGGCGACUCGGGACCAAGCCUAAUAUCUGACAAGCCGCAAAAUGGCAUCGACGGGAGGGAGGAGGACAUGGUUGAUCUCGAGACCGGGGACGUAUUGCGGCAGCCGAGCAUAACCUAG
Trichoderma citrinoviride is the source of this 5562-nucleotide messenger RNA. RefSeq lists its product as hypothetical. Lineage: Eukaryota; Fungi; Ascomycota; Sordariomycetes; Hypocreales; Hypocreaceae. Gene Ontology annotation, molecular function: TBP-class protein binding; ATP binding; ATP hydrolysis activity. Bases 1 to 5562 code for a protein of 1853 amino acids. The record is from RefSeq and is a predicted model, not a curated record. The transcript is spliced from 3 exons.